CUCUUUUGGCCCAAUAUGACCACCGUCGCCAGUCCCAUCCUCUCCUCCCCAUUUUUCCCCGUCACACGCGCUUCAGUCAGUCAGAUAGUGAACAAGAUGGCGGACCUUUCCCUGGACGAACUGAUACGCCGACGAGGUUUAAAUACUAGAGGGGCCACCAACAGGCCUGGGUUUCGCAGGGGUGGUGGAGUCCCUGGAAGGACAUUCGAUGCACGGCAGAAGAUUGGAACGAACGACGUCAGACAGAGACUUGGUGGUGGUGGUGGAGGAGCCUUCCAGAUAAAAGAUGCCAGAGAGAAACUUGGCCAGAAAGAUGCUCGUUUUCGAAUUAGAGGAGGGGGGGCUGGAGGAGGUGUCCAGGAUGCCAGGCAGAUGAUCAACUCGCGUAAACAACAGCAAGGACACAAACCGUUACAGGGCACCCCACAGCCACAAAUGCACAGCCCCACACAGGUGCACUUCAAGACACAAAUGCAGCACAUACAAAUACACAGUAAUACCAGCAACACAAACACGAGUGUGUCCUUUUCGAACUCAAAUUCAGCCCCAUUCUCAUCACACCUUCAGCAAGGGGUGGGGUCUCAGAAGGUUAUUGACGCACGUGAUAGGCUCAGUCUGAAGAGGAGCAUUGGAGCCACACCCACACUGGGGUCAGCCACACCUCUCAAGAUCACCAAGACAAUUCAGCAAAAGCCAGUGGGAAUGACCAGCGGGGUUCGCAUCAAUGUUCCCACCAGGAACGCUCAGUCUCUCCCAGGUGAAGAUGACACCAUCCCCAGCAAACAGAUGAAGAUCACUACUGCCAACAGUUUUCUACACACGCAGCCUGGUGCGUUUUCUGGCCCAAUCACGAAAGUGGUCCAGAAUGACAGCUACACCGCCCCCGCGCCUCUGCCGUCCCCCGUGGCCCCCAGGGCCAGCCCCAGCCCGGUGGCGCAGCGCUCCAGCCCGGCCGCCCUGCAGCCCGUGUGCCGGACCGUGGCGGGAAGCCAGGCGCCGCACGCGGGAGCCAGCGGGGAGCCGGGCGCACAGCUCACCGCUCCACAGCCCGUUUUCAGUCCACUGGAGGGGACCAAGAUGAUGGUGAACAACCUCCAUCCUCGCGUUAGUGAGGAAGACAUUGUGGAGCUGUUCUGUGUUUGCGGUGCCUUGAAGCGAGCGAGGCUCCUUAAGGUGGGCGUGGCCGAGGUGGUUUUUGUCAGGAAGGAAGAUGCUGUCACUGCUUACAGGAAGUACAACAACCGAUGCCUGGAUGGCCAGCCCAUGAAGUGCAAUCUUCACAUACAAGGGAAUGUCAUCACCUCAGACCAGCCAAUUCUACUGCGUCUCAGUGACACCCCAGGUGGUGGAGGUGGGGGGAGGAAAGAUGGCCUUCCCCCCUCCCUGUCCCGCCCCGGUGGCCGCCCCGCUUCCUCCCAGCCGACGCCAGAAGUGGACCCCCAGACCAUUCUGAAAGCACUGUUUAAAUCGUCCCCUCAGACCCCAUCCACCACCGACUCCCCCAGCUCACAGUCAACCGCUUUCCGCAUCAAGAUUUAACAGCACGCACAGACGCGUACAUCCAGCGUACACACAUGCGUACAUGUAAAUUACACAUGCACCCCUCCACAUAUGCAUGCACACGCACACACUUGCAUACAUCCAACACACACACACACUUGCAUAUAAGCUUACAUCAAAAGUACUCACUCACCCCUCCCCAUAUGCAUAUAGACACACUAACACCAUACGUCCAACAAGCGCAUAUACAUACGCAUGCACUCACAUACACAUAGAAAUGCACACUUACACAUGCAUAUAUUCAAUGUGACAAUGGGCACACAUACAAAGUACAUCAAACAAGCACACACUUAUGUCCAUUAAAUACACACUCACACAAAUGUACAUCUACAUACAAAAUUAUACACAGGUGAUCUGAGUUUCAGAUUAAUGUAUAAUGCGCACACUCAAAAUGUAUCACAGCAUUCCAUAAUCAAAUGUAACACAAUAUGCAACCAUAAUACUGAUGUCCCCAUAACCACCCAGCUUACACACACACACGCACACAGUUCAAACACAACUCUAAUACUGAUGUCCCCAUUACAACACAGCUUACACACACAAACACACCUAUUCACACACACUACAGACACAACCCUAAAACUGAUGUACUCAUAACAACAUGGCUUACACACACACACACACACACACACACACACACACACACACACACACACACACAUUGUACAAAUGGCCAUUUCACCACGUGUACAUAGGUUAACUGGAACUGUUCUGAGCUACAAAUACAUACAGUGAGGCUGAAAACUGUACGACGCCACACAGACACCACAACGUGAGUUCAACCCGAAUCGGCACAAGGCUGAGGUAUUCAUCAGAUACACUUUUCAUUCAUCCACACCACACUAUUCAGUCUACAAGUGUUCCACACAUAAGAAUAGUACAGAGAAUGCUCCCUCGUGUUGAGUACUUCAACAGAAGUGUCAGUGUACGAGGUUGUUAGUCUUCGCUAUUGCAUUUAAAAAAAAUAAAUAAAUAAAUAAAAAAAACUUUAUAAUUGAUAAUGCAGUGGUGUCUCAGCCACCACAUCAUUGAAUUUUUCCUCUGCAUUAGUAACCUAGUUGGAAGUGUAAGCUCUCCAGUGCGCUGGUGCAGUCAAGACACAGACAGACAGACGUGUAAAAAUACUUUGCAUACUUGCAUACUGUAGAUGCGCAAAUGCAUGUCGAGUGUCUUAGAAAGGACCAAUCAAGGAAUCGCUCAUUUAAUGUCAAGAAUUUGUUUUUAAUAGACUCCAAAUGAUGUGCAUUACUUAUAUUGACAUUUUAGUUUGUGGCUAAGGAGUUUGUAUCACAUGAUUCAUUCAGCAUUAUGUUCAAAUUGUUCACAUUGAACCCUAUCUUUUUGUGAAUCAUGUGAUAUUUAUUUGAUGUGUUCCCAGUGACAGGUGACAUACAGCCCUGAUGAGUGUGUGCUGUACUGUGACUGUAAAGGGGCUUGGAACACACUGAUGUGUCAUUUUAUACCAGUCGUAAACAGCUCUGUUCCUGGAGAUCUAUCAUCCUUUUGGUUUUCACUCCAACCCUAGCAAAGCACUCCUCAUUCAACAGCUAGAGAUCUUAUUCAGCUGCUAAUUGGUUGAGUCAGGUGUAAUAAAUUAGGGUUGAAAUGAAAACCUACAGGAUAGUAGAUGUCCAGGAACAAAGUUGGUUAUCAGUGUUUUAUACAACAAGCUGAAAAAAGCAGUUUAGCAGAUCUAAGAGAAUCUGCUAUUUAUCUGUUAAUAUGGGUUCUCCCCCCCCCCACUGCAUUCUGGUUGUUCUGUAGUUAUUGUGGCUGUUGUUUACUUUGCAGUCUGUGAAGCAACAAACUGGAUGAUGCCUUGCUUGUUUUUUUUCUCCUUAUUUCUCCCAAGCAGUGUGUUAAAAGACUCUGUUGUUACAACAGUUUGUGUCUCACACCAACAGUGUGUUCAAAGCUCUGUACCUCUUCUCCAAUAAAUGUGUUGCUUUAUAAAA
Anguilla rostrata (American eel) is the source of this 3515-nucleotide messenger RNA. RefSeq names its product polymerase (DNA-directed), delta interacting protein 3 (gene poldip3). The transcript has 10 exons. Gene Ontology annotation, biological process: poly(A)+ mRNA export from nucleus. NCBI's taxonomy places the organism in Eukaryota, Metazoa, Chordata, Actinopteri, Anguilliformes, Anguillidae. The coding region runs from base 16 to 1539 and encodes 507 amino acids. Gene Ontology annotation, molecular function: mRNA binding. Gene Ontology annotation, cellular component: nuclear speck; nucleus. The record is from RefSeq and is a predicted model, not a curated record.